AUGGAUGACAACCAGGCUGUUCAAUAUUUGGACUCGUUGAUCGGCCAAACACUACGCGUGCACGCAACAGACACUCGCAUUUUCGUGGGCAUCUUCAAGUGCACGGAUGCGGCUCGGAAUGUCAUUCUCGCCAACACAUUCGAAUAUCGUUAUCCAACAACGACGGCCAUUCGAGAUGCAGCCCUGCACUUGACAACUGAGAGCUUGGAAGAGACGCAGAACCUAAAAUUAAAUAUGACCAGUCGAUUUAUUGGUCUUGUGGUGGUGCCGGGUCAACACAUCACGAGAAUCGAGUUGGAGGAGACCCCGCAACAAAGUCGCGUGCGGGAGUCAGUCCAGACAUCGUGA
This is a messenger RNA of Aspergillus calidoustus, 348 nucleotides long. The record is from the annotation of a GenBank genome assembly. Lineage: Eukaryota; Fungi; Ascomycota; Eurotiomycetes; Eurotiales; Aspergillaceae.